Danio aesculapii is the source of this 1420-nucleotide messenger RNA. RefSeq lists its product as uncharacterized. NCBI's taxonomy places the organism in Eukaryota, Metazoa, Chordata, Actinopteri, Cypriniformes, Danionidae. The record is from RefSeq and is a predicted model, not a curated record. Bases 107 to 1000 code for a protein of 297 amino acids. Gene Ontology annotation, cellular component: plasma membrane. The transcript is spliced from 6 exons. Gene Ontology annotation, molecular function: signaling receptor activity. Gene Ontology annotation, biological process: immune response-regulating cell surface receptor signaling pathway.
AGUGACAGAGCGACUAAAAUAGGUGUUUUGGAUAGUGACUCUGGGGAUUAGACUGGAUGGAUUUAUUUUUUCAGAAAAUUUGUGACAAACCUGGCUUAUAUUUCAGAUGGACUUGAUAGAUCUGAGAAAGAUGACUUUGAUCCUGGAAUUGUUUGUACUUUUUAUUCUUCAUGUAUGGACUGAUGCACUGGGCCAUGGUCCCCAAUGCAAUGUCUUUAAAGUUCACAGAGGGAUUGUCCAUAAAGCCUUUAUAAACAAGUCUCUCACAAUCUCCUGUAAUCUGAAAUAUUGCAAUGGUCAGACAAUCAAUGUUAUAUGGACAAAAGAAAACUUGAAAGAUUGGAUUCCAGUUUCUGGAAAAGAUCAAAUGAGAACUUCACAGACACUUUCAUCAUCUGAUCUGUUAACUUCAUAUUUAACCUUCACAAAUAUAUCAAAGUAUCAUGAAGGCAACUACAGAUGUGAGCUACAGUUACAAAACAUCAGCACAGUUGGCCAUCAUAUUAAUAUUUCUGUCUCAGAUGACAAAAUGGAAGAGGAUUUCACUCAAAUCGCAAAUGAAAGCAAUUCAAGCUUAUGGUGGUGGCCGUAUCUUUUUAUCUGUGUGGGUAUAACGAUUCUUGUUCUGGUAAUAAUGUUCAUCGCUAUCCUGUGUAUUUAUGGAUUUAAAAGUUCAGGAAAAGAGAAAAGAAAGAGAGCGCAGGUUCAGUAUACAGCACGAUCUAUGAUGCCUCAACUGACCCCGAAUAUUCCGAAGCGUGACAGAUUUGUCCAGUAUUCAGAAGACACACAGAGACACUCUCUUGACAGUUUACCACAAGUUCAGUCUUUAUCGCAUCUGUCAGAUUGUGGUGAUAAUUUACUGUCUAACAGGAAAGACAGCAGAUCAAGUCAGGUUGUUUAUGCCUCUCUACAUCACCUUGCUCCAACACCAUUAUCUUCUACACCUCGUCCAACAACUGACGAGUGUUCAGAAUACGCAGCGAUACGUGUCUCCUGAGGCUUUGAUUUUGGGUUACGCAGGAUGUCAAAUCAACGCAACUUUCGUCAAUUAGUAAAACUGUUAAUUCACAAAGUGGUUUUGUGAAGCUGUACUGUACAGUUGGGCUAACAGGAAGCUGAAGAUGUAUGAUUUUCACACUGCUUCACGCAAUGGAAAGUCGUUAAAGGUGGAUUUUAUGAGUCAAACUCAUACAACAUGUAUUGAAGUUGUAUGCACUAACAUGAAAACCUGAAUUUGUUAUACAUGGAAGGCAGUAUUCAUUUGGACCUAAAUAGUUUUCCUAAAUAUUUCAAAUAACUGUAAAAUUAAAUGUUAAAUAUUUGUGGAACUAUGGGUGGUCUCACAGUGUGACGCAUUUGGAUAGGAAUUAAAAUUACAUUCUUUUUAUCAUCCAUUUUUUACAACUUACUGCUGACA